Molecule: messenger RNA, 3070 nt
Organism: Anarrhichthys ocellatus (wolf-eel)
Lineage: Eukaryota; Metazoa; Chordata; Actinopteri; Perciformes; Anarhichadidae
Exons: 7
Coding region: 1247-2320 (357 amino acids)
Molecular function (GO): protein binding
Source: RefSeq, a predicted model, not a curated record
UCUGCUCUCACGUCUUACUCACAAGUCCUGACUUGGAUUUGAAGGUGUGAGGACGCGAUGGCUGCGUCUGUCGGUGUCUGCAGACGAAGGUAGAAAGUCUCUUUGACCUCAUCUGGAUGAGACUUUAACAGACCUGGGAUCAGACAGGGAACAGGACUCGGACUCUCGGAGGCGGCAGGAACUGAAGGUCGCUGCGGCUUGGCGGAGACGGGAACGGGGGAAAGCUGCGGCCCAGCGGGAGUGGGUAACUGACCUCUCUUCUUCCUCUGUCUCCUAGGUUGAAAAGGCGGUCCAUCAACUCAAGGUUGGCCUUCUGGACACUCCGAAGCCCUCCCAAGGCCUGGCGGGUUCCCACAAACUGGUCAUAAAGUUGUGGGGCAAUGCGCACCAAACGGUGGUCUGCUGAGUCCAUUUUUGGCCAGAUCAUUCUGUCGCGGGGUGGUAUGGUGGACCCAAAUGCAGACAUGACCAGAUUGCAGAGUGAAAACAUGUUUUAAUAAACGUCAACACAAAGGGAAACUUAACAGGGAAUCCAAGAAUGUGAGGGUGAGAACCGGGCAGGACGAGGCAGGGCAGGCAGACUGGGGAACCGGGAGGAUGGACCAAACUGCAGGCAGAGGGGAAACAAGGUGAGAAUCACGGUAACAGAACUCAGCAUGCAAAAACACUGCGCGGCCAAGAACGAACUGGAUCCCGAGUAGGUUGAAACAACAAUGAUCUGGCAGCGAGUGGAUGAGGAACUGGGCUAGAUAUACUGCUGGGUGAGGAGUAGAUUGAAGGCAGCUGGGUGGACUGGGCAGGUGAGUUGAAUGAGUGCAAUCAGGAGGAAGCCGGGAGGAGACCAGGGCGGAGCCACACACAGACACAGAAACAACACAAAGCCUUAUCGUGACAAUGUGCACAUGUCAGUCUGCUGUUUAUUCUCUGACUGAUCAAAACGACACACUCCACAGUGAAUCGAAGAACAGCUGUUUGUUGUCUUUACCUGGACACAAAUUUAGAAAAAUUCAUGUUUUGAUGGCAGAGAUUUUAGGAGGCGGGGCUUAUGUUGUAUUCACUGUGUUCUAUUUGUCAGGUUGGUGCGAAGACAAAAAGCUGUUUUUUAUUUGCAGGUGUGUGUAACAAACUUCAUCUCCUCAAAAAUGGACACACUUCCUCAACAACUACAGACAAAUAUGAUGAUAAAUAUGAUCUAAUAGUUUUUCCUUCAGGUGACGAGACAGACAGAUUCUAGCAGGGAGCCACGAUGACGGCAGUGGACAUUUGUGACAUUCUGAAGGAUUUAAAAGAAGAGGAAUUUGAGGAAUUCACCUGGCUUCUGCAGCAGCAUGACUUCAUGAAACCUUACCAAGCUAUCAAAGAGUCAAAGCUGGAGAAGGCAAAUAGGCUGAAAACUGUGGAUCUGAUGGUGAAGACCUUUGAACUUCAUGGAGCUCUAGAGGUCACCAGGAAGGUUUUACGGAAGAUACCCAGAAAUGAUCUGCUGCAGAGUCUGACAAACACCAGCUCAGGACCAGAAGAGGAUGCUGAUGCUGGAGAGACUUUAGAGAACAGAGGAACAUCCGCCUGUCAGAGCAAAGAUAAUGCUGCUGUAUUCUCUGGAAAACAUCUGGACAUGUUGGCCCUGAAGAACCUGAGGCUGGUGCCAGCGGUCAAAGCCUCCAACAAAGCUCUGGUUGAACCUGCUGGAGAUCAGAGGCUGAAACCUGAUCUGAGGAAGUAUUCCUGUGCACUCACAAUCGACACAAACACAGUGAACAGAAACCUCAAACUGUCUCGCAACAACAGGAAGGUGACACGUGUGUUAAAUAAGAUUCAGUCAUAUCCUGAUCAUCCAGACAGGUUUGACUCCUGUCCUCAGCUGCUGUGUGAAACUGGUCUGACUGGUCACUGUUACUGGGAGGUCGAGUGGAGAGGAAGAGUUGAAAUAUCAGUGAGUUACAGAGGAAUCAGAAGGAAAGGAGAAGGUGAAGACUGUAGGUUUGGAGAGAACGAUCAGUCCUGGAGUCUGGAGUGCUCUGAUGAUGAUGGUUACUCUGUCCUUCACAAUAAGACGAGAACACCCAUCUCCUCCUCCUCCUCCUCCUCCUCCUCCUCCUCCUCCUCCUCCUCCCCCUCCUCCUCAUCCCCCCGCCCCUCUGGUAGAGUAGCAGUGUAUGUGGACUAUCCUGCUGGCUCUCUGUCCUUCUACAGAGUCUCCUCUGACGCACUGAUCCACCUCCACACCUUCAAAACCACAUUCACUGAACCUCUUUAUCCUGGGUUUGGGUCCAGGUCCUGGUUCAAGUUUGUUUCCUCAGUGUCUCUGUGUUCUGUGUAGGAGGGAGAGUCUCCUCCUCUGUAAAAACUCACACUGCUGACGAUCAGAUUCAGAUCAAUAGAACAAAAUAUAAUCAACAAAUAAAUCACUUUUAUAUAUUAUUAUGGAGAAAACAAUCAACCUUUAUUGAUCCCUCGGUGAAAUUCAUAAAUGAAUGCAUAAAAAAUCACCUUCAAAAUAAAAGCACAGGAUUUAUUUUAAUUUUUUUAUAGGCAAAGGCCUGCAACCCACUGAAAACGAGUCCACGGCCCACUUUUGGGUCGCGACCCACCAGUUGAGAAUCACUGCCUUAGAAUGAGCAAAAGUGAUGAUUGUGUAAUUGAUGAAAAUACUAGAAAUCUUUGUGUUUCAUGAACUUCAGGUUGGGCUCUGAUGUUUCCGUUUUCAUCACUUUGUUCACUCGAGAGGACAAAAUCAUUCCAAAGACAUCCUCAUGAAGCUGAAUUCAGCCUUUGUAGAAUCAAGAGUGCGUUCCCCUCCACUGGGACAAGAGUAGGAAUAUGUCUUCAGUCAGCUUUAAAGCUCAGUUAUGGAGUUGAGCUUUACUUUACUGUCACAUUUUAUUUUCUCAGUAAAAACAAGUAGAUUCUAUUGUUUCAGAUAAAAUCAGUUUCCACACAUUUAUGCAAAUAGAUCAUCACAAACAUGUAACUUUAGACAAAUGUACAAAUCAUUUGACUUUGUAGAAAUGUGAUUCCAGUUCAUCUGAAUGUGAUGUGAAAUAUAAAGCAGUGACAUAUUUAACCAGAA